Symbiodinium sp. CCMP2592 is the source of this 2181-nucleotide messenger RNA. The record is from the annotation of a GenBank genome assembly. Lineage: Eukaryota; Dinophyceae; Suessiales; Symbiodiniaceae.
AUGCCGGCAAAGGGAACGAAGAAGAAGCGUGGGGCAGGCAAUGCGGUGUGGGCUUUGGCAGCCGUCACCACGCUCGCUGCGACUGCGGCCGUGGCUUCUGUUCGACUGCAGUUGUACUCGGCAACCGCGGCCGAUGAGACAUCGCAGCCGAUCCGGCCCAGGAGACGGAACAAGGGGCAGGACAAGGGGACGACCAUCAGUCCAUCCAAGGAGGUGCCGCAACGGCAGCCUGAUGCCGUCCAGGCCCAGGCCGACGAUGAGCCCCACAUCCAGGUGCAGGCGAAGCGCGAGAUAGGCAAGGGUGAGGAUUCCGCUGACGAGGCGACGACCCUACCGUCCAGCAGCCCCGAGCUUGAGCUUGAGUCAUCGCCGCAGGCAGAGCCCACUUGGAUCUACUGCUGUGGGCAGUGGCAGGAGUGCCUUUGUGGAGGCCGUGUCAAGUGGGGCAACGAAGGUAAGUGGCAGCUGAUCGAGAUGCCCGAGGGUCAAAGUAUCCAGAAGGUGACGUGCAGCAUUGACAAGCUCGGAGACCUGAUUCCAGGGGAUGGCGGGAAGCAUUGCCAAUGCGAAGUUACCCCAGGUACAUCCUUCUACCGGCGCCUGAACCCGCUACUCAUGCCAGAACAUCUGGCCGAGUCCACUGGCUCCAGGCUGAUCGGCUCCUGCGAGAUCUUCGAGAAGGGCAAGUCUGUAGGGCCCCAUGGGCUGGCUCAGUGGCAGGCGACGGAAGCGUUUUGUUCUCCCCAGUGGCAUGAAAGAGCGCGUGUCGACCCGAAACUGCAAGCCGGGAACAAGCAGGUGGAGUUGAGUAAUUUGCAGGGGCUGAUGAGGGUCCGCAUUGAUCACCGAUUCCUCAAGAACUACGAGCGGCUUGCCGAUAAAGACGGCUGGAUUGAGAGAGCAUUUGUCAACUACUAUGCAGGUGCACCAGACGGCAAGCACACAAAGAUGAGCGAAGAAUUGGUGCGGUCCGUGCACCUCUUCUCCAACGAGCCGAUCAUCGUCUUCCACCUCGGCAGCCUCACUCCGGACGAUUGGACUGCCAGCCGCUUUCCACGACUGUUGCUGAUGCACGUAUCGCCUUUGGGUCCAGCUGUGCCUCGGAGCUUCAACUUCAACAAGAUCCGCUCCUUUCUCUUGGCACGGGUGCGGGUCGGCGUAGAGCUGGACUCGGAUCAGUUUGUGGCUCCAGGCGUGGACUACAUGUUCAACAUGACCCAGAAGGAGAUCACCAAGGACUACCCGAUUCCCAUCUUGCCAGUGCAUUACUUCAGUUUCACGCAAAAAGAUGCACCUUCCAACAUUUGGUGGCGCCGUUUCUGCACAGAUCCACCGCACUGCGAGCGGCACUCCAUGCGCUGGAGUCAUGCUCAUCCGACCUGGACGUUCUGGGCCCUUCCGUGGAUAGGCACUUGGCUCCGAAGGAUUCUGCGUGAUGAGACGCUGCCGGAGGCGCCACACAUGGGCGCACUUCGGGUUGCUGAUAUUCCGGAGGACGAAGACAUGCUGAACGUGGCUGCUUGGGAGGACAAGGUCACGAAGCAGUGGUGUAAGUUCGACAACGACCGGACCGAGUUCGAGGAGAUGAUUCGUUGGAGCCCGGGAAAUGCCAAUAAGUGUCCCUCCGGCACUGGCUGUUCCAACAUCAUGGCUGAUAUGCGCUUCUACCCCAAAGGGGCGGCCAAGGCGCAUUUCACGGCGCACAACGCCAAAGACCCGGUGGAGACCAAGAGGUGGAUCGACCGAAUCAAUGAGCGGUACCAGAAAGGCUUAUACCCCACCAAGAUCAUCAUCUACCAGGGCAAGCUCUUCGCCACCGGUGAGGAGCUUCGAGCGAAGUAUCCCGAGCUUCCGUGCAGAGGCGGCAAACAGUACGGGUCCUGUUGCAAUGGGAGAGUCCCUAAGUUAUGCUCAGCAGAGGAACUUGGAGGGGUUGGGGCCUUGGACGACUGCCCAGAUUGCCACAGCCCAAAGCGGCUCCAAUCGAUGGCGAAAAUGGUGCGCGUUGCAACCAUCGCCUCUGAAGAUUCGGCUUCAGUGGCGUCCUUGCGCCAGGAGACGCCUCGCAGAGAGCGAGAGUCCUGGUGGAAAGCUGCGUCUGUCAGCGAGCUGAAAGAUCAUGGCGACAGUUCGCCGCUGCGUUCGCCCCAAGCGCGCCGGGAGGUGAAACAGGCCAGCUAG